This is a messenger RNA of Vitrella brassicaformis, 477 nucleotides long. NCBI's taxonomy places the organism in Eukaryota, Vitrellaceae. The record is from the annotation of a GenBank genome assembly.
CCAGCCAUCAUUGACGUCACCCAUGAUUCCAUCCAUCCGUCCUUUCAUGCAUGCGAUGCGCCGGUCCACCGGCCCUUGAUCAGGGCGUCUUCCAUAUGCACACGCCCUGAUCCAUCCAUGGACAAGUACGCAACAUCGAUCUGGCUUGUGUCUCUUGCAUACCAUUUGUCCGAGAUAGAAGUAGGCGUACAUUUGCUGCUCGUGAGUCACAUACGUCGAGAAGUUGCGCCCAACAACGACGUGCCAUGUCUUCUCAUAGUUUUCCUCAAAUGCCUUCUUGAUAUAGGUCGCCACAUCCUUCUCAGUGGCGCACACCUCCUGGGCUGCGUGCACAACCAAUGCCAUUCACAGGCCGUCUUCGUUGAAUCUUGUUACCUUGCUGUGCCUUGGCGAUUGCCAAUUCGAGCAUAGACGGGUCGAUGUUGGCGCUUUUGACGACUGGCUUCGCCAUGCUUCCCCGGCUUGCUGAGACGGCAG